AUGUACAACAAGACUAAGCACAGGGAGAGAAAGCAUUUCUGCAUGCAUUGUCUCCAAUGUUUCAGCGCCGAAGAAGUACUCUCUAAGCAUAAGACUAAUUGUAUGGGAAUAAAUGGGGAACAAGCAAUUAGAAUGCCUCAAAAGGGCAAUAAUAUACUCCAGUUUCAGAACUAUCAUAAGCAGAUGUCUGCGCCCUUUUUUAUAUACCCUGAUAUUGAAGCUAUUACUGAGAAGGUACAAGGAUGCCAACCCUGGGUACCAGAGGUUUUUCCUCGCGUGCAACGGGGAGCUUCGUUUCGUCGGCCGCAAGCCGAAGACACGAGCGGCGAAGCCGCGAGAAAAAACCUCUAGCGCAGAGCGCCUUGAUUUACCGUGCUAGAUGGACCUUGACCUUGUCUCUAAUCUGUCAAUCAAAGCCGAGGUAUCAAGGGAGGAAAAACAAGGUGUAGAUUAAAAAUCAUUGCUAAUCUUGUCACCGUGCAGUUCUCCAUAAUUUAAGUAGCUUCAGUUUAAGGUGCAAUCUAUUCUUCGAAGUUUGGAUCUGAAAAUCACUAAAGGAGAAUUUAACAUCCUGCAGAACCUACUAACCAGCUGGGCCUAGGGUGAUAAAACAUUGCAGGAAACCUUCACAUUUACGGACAAAAGUAAAUCGCUUUUAGUUAUUCAGAUCCAGGAGGCCAUUGGAGAAAAUUAAACAACCUAAAAGUUUACUUAUCUGCAAGGAAGAAGUUUACGUUUUAUAACAAGACAAAGAGAAUGUUCUCGGCUCGCAUCAUAUGGCGAAUAAUGCCGACCAGAAAUAAACCGCAGAAAAUCAAUGCGUGUCACGAUCUCUCAGUAUGAAACAAGCGGUAAAAAUAAUGCACAUUUGCUCAGUCAUAAUCUACCCGCUGGAGAAAAAAUUCAUUGGAACAAGCAGCAUUAUGGCACGAGGUAAAUGUCGUGUGUUGCCCACCGACUCCACAUGCCGGUAGUAACUGGAACAGUAGUGAUUUUCCAUCUAGCCGGUCGGCAAGACCGCCAGUAUGUCUCUCCUUUGAAUAUAAUUUACAAUGCCCUCUCUUAGUUCCGCACAUAUUUCCUCCACACCAUCGAAUGUUCCGGUGACUUCGGCUAUUUGCCCUAUCUAAAUCUUCCGUACCUACAGGCAUCUGAUAUUUCCAAUUCUAAACGUACGUGAUGUGUGCUUGGAUUGUUUGGAUUUGAUCUUUAUCACCUUCAAACCACCCGCGUCCCGAUCACGCGCCUAUUGUGAUUGUAAUCCAAUCAGAGCAUAUGAAACAUUCGAUAUCUGCAAGGAACCAAUCAGCAAAACAUCCAGAUUCAGGAUGUUUUGGUAUAAGCGGGGUUGUAAUUGGCUGGGCGCUAUCAUGAGGGAUAGUGCUCUGGUCCAGAGGCUUCGCGCAGGUCACUUUUUAAGACUUGACCGAAACCGGAAACCGCGAGUGAAAAGCCUCUAGCACCCAGGGUAAAGGAUGUCAGCCAAGUGGUGCUAAAUCUUAUACCGACAAAUAUCAAAAGCACACUGGCUGCAGCUAUGGUUAUAAAGUAGUAUGCUGCUAA
Molecule: messenger RNA, 1563 nt
Organism: Porites lobata
Lineage: Eukaryota; Metazoa; Cnidaria; Anthozoa; Scleractinia; Poritidae
Source: the annotation of a GenBank genome assembly